GAUCAAACACCAACCCUAGUCUUCCUCUAUAAGUCCUCCCCAAACUCCCAACCAAACCCUACUACCCUCCCUCCAAAACCCUAAACCCUUCCUCCCUUCCCCGGCGGCGGCGGCUACAAGCAAUAGCCUCACCAUGAGGGCACCGAUUCGAGGAGGACGCGGCGGCGGCAGGAGCUUCGGCGGCAGGGGCGACAGCGGCGGCCGUGGAAGGGGGUUCGGGGGGAGAAGUGAUGGCGGUGGCCGAGGAAGGGGAGGCCGGACCCCCAGGGGUCGCGGCGGCGGCAGGGGAGGAGGUCGGGGUGCCGGCAUGAAGGGCGGGAGCAAGGUUGUUGUUGUGCCACACAAGCACGACGGUGUCUUCAUCGCCAAGGCCAAGGAGGACGCGCUCUGCACCAAGAACAUGGUACCCGGCGAGUCCGUCUACGGGGAGAAGCGUGUCUCCGUCCAGAAUGAGGACGGAACCAAGGUUGAGUACAGGGUGUGGAACCCGUUCAGAUCCAAGCUGGCUGCGGCUGUGCUCGGUGGUGUCGACAAUAUCUGGAUCGCUCCUGGAACUCGUGUGCUGUACCUUGGUGCCGCCUCAGGAACAACCGUGUCUCAUGUGUCUGAUAUUGUUGGACCGACUGGGUUGGUGUAUGCUGUUGAGUUCUCUCACCGGAGUGGCAGGGAUCUUGUCAAUAUGGCCAAGAAGAGGACCAAUGUGAUCCCCAUUAUUGAGGAUGCUAGGCACCCGGCAAGGUACCGGAUGUUGGUCGGCAUGGUUGAUGUUAUCUUCUCAGAUGUUGCGCAACCUGACCAGGCUAGGAUCUUAGCCCUUAAUGCUUCAUACUUCUUGAAGAACGGCGGUCACUUUGUCAUCUCUAUCAAGGCUAACUGUAUCGAUUCCACCAUGCCUGCUGAGGCUGUGUUUGCCAGUGAAGUGGAGAAGCUUAAGGCUGACCAGUUCAAGCCCUCGGAGCAGGUGACCCUGGAGCCCUUCGAGCGUGACCACGCCUGCGUCGUCGGUGGCUACAGGGUGCCCAAGAAACAAAAGCCAACUUAAGAAAUUUCUGUGCUAUGUAAUGUGUACUUUUAUCAGCAGCUGUGGUACCCCUAGUGCUAGGAUAUCCUGGGAGCUGUGUAAGACAACGCUAGCUGUUUUUACAGCUACUGAUUUUUGUUAUGUCCAAUUGAAUUCUAGCAGCUGAUGGUUGGAUGGUAUUUCCUUAUUAGCAAAUGUUGGCAGGAGUUUUAUCAAA
Molecule: messenger RNA, 1238 nt
Organism: Brachypodium distachyon (stiff brome)
Lineage: Eukaryota; Viridiplantae; Streptophyta; Magnoliopsida; Poales; Poaceae
Product: probable mediator of RNA polymerase II transcription subunit 36b
Exons: 7
Coding region: 134-1042 (302 amino acids)
Biological process (GO): box C/D sno(s)RNA 3'-end processing; rRNA methylation
Cellular component (GO): box C/D methylation guide snoRNP complex; nucleolus; small-subunit processome
Molecular function (GO): rRNA methyltransferase activity; RNA binding; histone H2AQ104 methyltransferase activity
Source: RefSeq, a predicted model, not a curated record